Molecule: messenger RNA, 1606 nt
Organism: Anguilla anguilla (European eel)
Lineage: Eukaryota; Metazoa; Chordata; Actinopteri; Anguilliformes; Anguillidae
Product: histone H4
Exons: 1
Coding region: 355-666 (103 amino acids)
Biological process (GO): nucleosome assembly
Cellular component (GO): nucleosome
Molecular function (GO): structural constituent of chromatin; protein heterodimerization activity; DNA binding
Source: RefSeq, a predicted model, not a curated record
UGUAGAAUAACGUAAUCUUGGUCCACCCAGACUAGUAGAAUGGCUACUGAGAUGCUAGUGUUCUGUCCUAGCUUUGUGAUAUUAAUUUGUAUGCAUUCCAGUUUUAAUAAUCUUAGAAUCAGACGAUAUGGCCUCCAUGUCUUUUUUAUUCAAACUACUAGUUCGGUGUGCAGUAAGUCUUUAUGCUCUAAUACUCGGAAGUCUUAGAGUGUGGGAGGCGGGCUUUAGCUAGAGCCACCGCCUCCUUGAUACGUGGCUUCAAUCAGGUCGUCUUUGUGCACAUAGAUACGCGCUGUUACGCAACUGGAGAUCAUUAUUUCUCGUACAGAAAUUAUAUCGUCUUGUGUGAAGAAAAUGAGUGGUCGAGGAAAAGGCGGGAAAGGUCUUGGGAAAGGAGGCGCCAAGCGUCAUCGCAAAGUUCUUCGUGAUAAUAUCCAAGGUAUCACUAAGCCAGCUAUUCGUCGUUUGGCUCGCCGUGGAGGAGUCAAGCGUAUUUCUGGUCUCAUCUACGAAGAGACCCGAGGAGUGCUAAAGGUGUUUCUGGAGAACGUUAUCCGCGAUGCAGUCACGUACACCGAGCACGCCAAGAGAAAGACCGUCACCGCUAUGGAUGUGGUUUAUGCCCUAAAGCGUCAGGGUCGCACUCUGUACGGCUUCGGUGGGUAAACCCGUAUUUCAGAAAUGCGUUUUGCAUCAACCCAAAGGCUCUUUUAAGAGCCGCACAUAUUCUCUAUUGAAAGCAGCUUUUCCUCGUUAUUGUGAAGCUUAUCCUUUUAUUAACCUGUAUUGACCUUGUAAUGGCAGUGCCAUUAGUUUGGUUGUAUGUUGUGAAUUGGGGGGGUGGGAAACCCAGCAAGGCCCAGGCUCUGGUUUGUAUCUUGGAGAACAACACCUAGCCACGAGAGUUCUGCACAGUGACUUUUGGAGUGGGGAGAGGGAACCCAGAGUACAUGGAGGAUCCAGCCCUGUCACCAUCAGCUUGCCUUCUGUUUCUGUCAAUCCUGGACCAACUGCAGUCACAAUAAUAAAAUACAUACACACAUUUUGUGCUGCAUUUAAUUAUUUAUGCGCACAUUUCAUGAUGUAUUUAUUUUAUUUAUUUAAUUUUGUCUGAAAUAUUCCUCCAUACCUUUGGAGCCCCCUCUUUCAUUUCAGGGCUAUUCAGCUGGGUCUGAAAGCAUCCCACCAGAGACAGACUAUUGGCCAUUUGAUCACUGUGGGGAAAAGACUCAAAGACUGGCUACAUCCAAAUGGAUAAGUGUUCUAAGUUGUUACGGGUUUCGGAGUACAUGUAGAUGGCCAAACCAACAGAUGGACAGGAUUGGACUGGAUUACAUACCGUGCUCUUGCAGAGUGUCUAUAAAUAUGGGUGAAAUUUCCCGGUCUCCAAACUCUUUAGCGUAUUUGACCAGCGCCUGUUUGACCGUCUUGUAGCCUGCCUGGACAACCACGUAGAAGUUGACGUCGACUACUACUUCGCGUGUUUCCAGCUUGUACUGACUGUACUCCUGCCGUAGUCUGUGACUUCAAAGUGAUUCUCAUCUCUGUGGUAACGGCGACGUCUCUGAUUGGUGGAACUCGUUGUAGGAUUGUGGGUAGCGUAGUA